Aureobasidium vineae is the source of this 1071-nucleotide messenger RNA. The record is from the annotation of a GenBank genome assembly. Lineage: Eukaryota; Fungi; Ascomycota; Dothideomycetes; Dothideales; Saccotheciaceae.
AUGCGUCUCAGCUAUAUCGCCCGCCGAGUGCAAUGCUCAUCUCGCCCUCGAAAUCUGAAUGUGUGUAGUCGACGAAACUAUGCAGUACAACAACCUGGCGCCCCUAGCAUUUCCGUCUUCUCCAACGAGGCUAAGCAGCAGCAACGAUCUCGCGCCGCCGCCGAUGUAGAAGAAUCACGAGCCACAGAUUACCUGAGAGAUGAGGUCGCCAUGCGCCUGACCAGUCGCCUCCUGGACAUCAACCGCAACUUCGACAAGGCCCUGGAUUUCGGUGCCAAUGCCUGCAACAUCGCUCGAAUCCUUACACUACCAGAUCCCGAUCCCGACUCUGCCAAACCCGUCUCGGAGCCACUGAGCUCAAAGAUUGGCCACCUGACAUGUGCCGACUCCAACCAGUCCAUGCUGCAUCGCGACCAGAACGAGCCUUUCAACAAAGACAUGUCCCUCACACGCCAUGUGCUCCAGAACCCAGAGACGCUCCCCUUUGAAGCCAAUUCUUUCGAUCUCGUUCUCUCUUCACUCAGCUUACAUUGGAUCAAUGACCUGCCAUCCGUCCUCUCUCAAAUCAACAACGUCCUCAAGCCCGACGCNCCCUUCAUUGCCGCCAUGUCUGGCGGUGACAGCUUGUUCGAACUGCGUGGUUCUCUGCAACUCGCCGAGCAGGACCGUCUAGGAGGUAUUGGCACCCACGUGUCACCACUCGCCGACGUUCGCGAUGUCGGUAAUCUUCUCACUCGUGCCGGCUUUAAGCUUCUCACAGUGGAUGUCGACGAUAUCAUCGUUGAUUACCCCAGCACGUUACACUUGAUGCGCGACCUUCAAGCCAUGGGCGAGUCUAAUGCUGCGCUCAAGCGUACUCCUGGACCUAUUUCAAGAGAUGUGCUAUUGGCCACAGAAGCAAUCUACAAGGAGUUGUAUGGCAAUGAUGACGGUAGUAUCCCCGCUACGUUUAGAACCAUAUACAUGAUCGGUUGGAAGGAAGGUGCGAAUCAACCGAAGCCGCUGGAGAGAGGCACUGGAGAAAUCAACAUCAAGGAUAUUCUUGAAGGAGGUGGUUCUUACAACGGAUAA